Messenger RNA from Leptonychotes weddellii (Weddell seal), 4853 nucleotides. Lineage: Eukaryota; Metazoa; Chordata; Mammalia; Carnivora; Phocidae. The record is from RefSeq and is a predicted model, not a curated record.
AUCAAUUUUAAUAACAUUUUAUUUAAUUCAAUAUUUCUACAAUGUUACCAUUAUAUCCGUUUUUUUGGAUCCAGUCUUUGAAAUUCGGUGUAGAUUUUAGGCUACAGCACACCUCGAUUCAGACUCACCGCACCUGAGAUGCUUGGUGGCCUAUGCACUGAGUGCUGCCUUCUUAGACAUCCCAGGGCUAGAGCAGCAGUGACCACAGGCUGUGUCAGGAACCACGGGGUCCACGCUCUGUUCUGCACACUUGUCCCGAAGCUCUUACUUUCUGCCCUGCCCUUUCCCCCCAGACAGAACUGCUUCCUCCAUGGGGAAAAUUGUAUGUUUGUCUAGGAGAUUCUGAACGAGGUACAGUGACCCUGUGUGAAUCUGCGCUUCUUGUGAGAUCUGUGCAGAACCCGUCCCUUCUCCCACUGCCUAGAACUGCCAAUGAGAGGCUCCUUCUCCAGGGGCAUGCAGCCACAGGCCAGGCGCUGGCCUUCAGGAACAGUUUUGGGAAGAUGAGGUCUACUCAAUGAGAGCCGCCUGGAAAGGAAACUCAAAUAGGAUUAAAAAACCAGCAAGGGAUGUGGAGGCUUGUGGAUGUGCCGGGUGUCCAUGUGGUCUUGGCUAGAGGGGCUAUCCCAAAAGGAGAAGCUGGCUAGAAGCUGCACCCUUGGAAGACGGGGCAUCACUUCUGCCAUCCUGCAGGCUGGGGCAGACAGGGGCCUGUUGAGCUUCCAGGGCGGGGGGACAUAGACCCAGAGUCAGGAGUGGACAUGGCAACACACACAGCUGUGGUGUGCUAGCUGUGGGACCGUCUGAGAAAGUGGCUAUAAACUCUACCCUUUCUAGCCGUUUAAAAAUCAGGUGACCAGGUGUGCUUGUUGAGAUGUGUUUCUUUCACGUGUGGACAGAAUUACACUGGUUGCAAAUGAGGCCCUUCCUCUGAAGCUUUCAUGACCACCUACCAAGUCCCCCCACCUCCCCCAGUGUGCGUGCUCACUCAGACAUCAUCCUUUCUGUUUGGUAAGAUCAUCUUUGUUCUGUAGCCCUUGGUCUGAAGCACCUGGUAUCCUCUUGGCUCAGUAGCUGUAGAAAGAACCGUUUGCAGAUUCAACAGCAGCAGAGGAAAGAAUCCCAGGACACAUCCCAGGACAUUGCUGCCUCACACCCACAUCACAACAUCACUGGAGUUUCAGCUGUUAAUGGUUCUCUGUAUUUUCUACAUUUCUCUUCAGUUUCCACUCCACUAUUUUUUUCUGAGCCCCUUCUGAAUAUCGAGUGCUCGAAAGUGGUGCAGGGUACUAGAAGGUCGAGAAGUGGCCCCUGCUUUCAUUUGGCUCACCUGUCCUUAGGAAACAGGAAUGCAGUUUUAAGCGUUGUGUGCUGGAAGUCAGGGCCUGACACCUGACUGCUCCCUCAGCGGGCUGGCUCCACACUGCCCCAUUCCUCACCGCCCCUCAGGUGGCCACACUGGCUGCAGGGGGUGUCUGGCUGUACCCCACAGGACCUGCAGGACCGCAACGACGAGCUGCAGGCUGCACUGGAAGGCCUGCGAGCACAGCUGCCCCCGAGUUGGCAUGGCCGGCCCCACGCACAGCCAGAGGAACGGCUGCCCCCUGGACACGGGCCAGCAGGCAUCAUCUCAUUUGUUGGUGAUUCCAUUCCAGUGAGUUUAGAAACAGAGAUAAUGAUGGAGCAGGUGAAGGAACACUGCCAAGACCUCAAGAUCCAGCUGGAGACCAAGGUAAAUUCUUACGAGAGGGAAAUGGAGCUGAUGAGGAGAGACUUCACGAAGGAGAGGGAGCAGAUGCAGCAGGCCUUCAGGCUUGAGGUCCACGUGCUGGAGUGCCGGAGGGCUGACCUGGAGGUGCUGCUCGGGAAGUCUCAGGAGCUCAUCCGAGGCCUGCAGGACCAGCUCCAGCGGGCGGCCUGUGGCCCUCUGCCGGAGAGGGCGGGGUUGGGGCAGUGCUGCAUUCAGGCACUAUCUGGCCCAGCCGGGCGGCUGGCCCGAGAGCAGGACCCACCGGAGCAGGGACAGCACCAGAGGCAUCGGAACGAGCUGCAGCGAGUCAGGAAAGAGGCCGAAGUUGUGCUGAACUACGAGCUCUCAAGGAUGGAAGCCCAGCAGGCUGCCCACUGUAAGCACUUUGCGCUGCAGCCUCAGCAGGAGAAGGAAGAGGUGCUCCAGAGAGCCCUGCUGCAAGUCCACGAGGUGACAGAGCAGCAUGACCAGGAGAAGGAGCGGAGGGCGGGCAGGGGGGAGGAGCCCCACCCACGCUGGGGAAGUCAGCAGCGGAAGCUGCAGGAGCUGGUAGGCAAGGAACAGGCAGAGUUUUGCAGGUCCUCUGCCCUGGAGGAGGAGAAGCUGGAGCUCACCUGUAGGAAACAAGUGGGAAGACCUGUAUGGGCAGCAGACAUGCUGUGGGCCUGCUGGAGGGACAGGCCAGCAGUGGCGGGUCGUGAGCAGGAGGGUGCAGGCAGGAGGGAGCAGCCACUGGCCUGGCUGGAACCUGGCGAUGGGCGUGGCCAUGGGCAAACCAGGUGCAGGCAUGUGGAUGCCCAGCAGAGCCCAGCCCUAGCCCCUGCCCUGGCCCGCAGAGGGCCUUUGGAGAGCCUUGGCCUCAGAGAGGAUGGUCGGCAUGUGCUCGUUGCCGAAGAGGUGGCUUCUCCUCCUCCUGAGAGGCGGGCACAGGUGCACCCAUGUGGGGUAGACAGGAGAGCGGUUCUGGAGGAGCGAGUGCCUCUUGCCGGCAGCUCAGCUGGUGUGAGCCAGACUGAAGCCCAGGAGCUACUCUGGGGAACAGAAGGAGAUGCCUCACCAGCCCAGCCCCCACCAGUGGGCAGAGGAGAGACUGAGAGGCAGCUGGCCAUUCUGGAGCGAGCUGGGCAUCUGAGUGAGGAGCUGGCCCCCACGGGCAGCCAGGGGCAGGCUGUGGCGGAGCAGGGCCAGCAUGGGGAGAGCACCCUGGAGCAGGGGCUGCAGCACAGCAGGGACAAGGCCAAGGAGGGCACCUCGCUCUCCCAACCCCACCUCACUGGCCCCCAGGUGGCGGGGCAGGAGCAGCUUAAGGCCCUGCGGGAGGAAGAGGCCAACACGGCUCUGGAAAGAGAGAAGGACGACAUGAAAACCAAACUUCUGCAGCUGGAAGAAGUCGUUCGGGUUCUUGAGAAAGAAGCAGAUUCAAGAGAGAACAACAGAAUCGAGUUGGAUAGGCUUUCUGAAGAAAACACAUUGUUGAAAAAUGAGCUGGGAAGGAUUCAGCAAAAGCUUGAAGCUGCAGAAAGGACAAGUGAUGCCCAGAGGAAGGAAAUCGAGGAUUUAAAGAGAGACAGGGAAAAGGCCUGCUCUGAAGUGGAAGAGCUCAACAAACAGAGUCAGAAAUGCAAGGAUGAAGUGUCCCAGCUCAAUCACAAGGUCCUUCAGCUUGGAGAAGAGGCCUCUAUCCACCAGGCCCAGAAUGAGAAGAACUGCAUCACCAUUCAGCUGUUAACACGGAGACUGGAGGAGGUGGGGCAGCGGGAGGGGUUGCAGGGUGAGCACAUCCAAAAACUUGAAGUUGAACUCGAACACAAGAAUCAGGAAUGUCAGAGCCUAAGACUGUCACAGUCACAGCUGAGAGAGACCCUUGAAGAAAGUCAAGACCAGCUGCACAGAGCCAGCCUGGGGCUGAGGCUGACACAGUCCCAGCACUCCGAGGAGGUUCAUCGGCUGCAGGAGCGGAUGCAGUGGCUGGUGCCUCGGGACCUUGUGGACGAGCUGCAGCAGCUGCUGGAAGAGGAACGGCAGGCGGCUCGGCGGCUCCACAAGGAGUGCCUUCUCCAGGAGGAGAAGGGGAGGCGGCUGGAAACACAGUGGGAAGAACAUGAAAAAGAGCUUAAAGACACCCAAGAACAGGUAGAAGAGGUGGGAAUGGUUCUGAAGAAUGUGGAAAUGCUCCUACAAGAAAAAGUGGCCGAGCUGAAAGAGCAGUUUGAAAAGAACACAAAGUCUGAUUUGCUGCUCAAGGAACUCUAUGUGGAAAAUGCUCACCUGACGAAGGCAUUUCAGGUCACCGAAGAGAAGCUGCGAGGUGCCGAGAAGAAAAACCGCAUCUUGGAAGAAAAAGUUAGAGCUCUCAACAGACUCCUCAGUAAGAUCGCUUCAGCUUCCCUCUCUGUGUGAAGGCUGCUUGUUUUCCUGGAAUUCAUUUCGAAAGAACAUCUUUUAAAAUUAAGCCACCGUGGUGCCAUAAUUUUCUAGGGUUCAUUGGCCAUGGCCCGGGCAUAGGAGGUUUCUGAUUCUUCUUUGUUCACCUCACACACAUUUAAAAAUGUCUGUUGUGCCAGAUGCUCAGAAAAUAGACAUGCUGGAAAAGACGACAUUUUUAUUAGUGGUCCUGGGUAAUUUCUCUAGGUAAAAUUCCCAGUUUUGCUACCAAUGGGUGAAACAGAUUAUGGCGGCUUUCAGUGAAGAAAGACUAAAAGAAAAUGGUAAAAUCAAUUUCAGUGUUGUACUUUUGACCUUGGCUGCAGAGAGUAAAAUGAAAAAUAAGUGCUCUGGACAGUUUCACCCUUUCACUGUUACUGCUUUGGGUUCAGAUCAUUAGCAUUCUCAGUAUGGGUCUAUACAGACAUUCUAGAAAGACUACUCGCUGUGCCUGUCAGCCCUGCUCCACCACAGGAAGAUGUCUGGGGAGUGCUUAUUUUAAGUCUGUGGACUCAGGGAUGAUAGUAUUUAUUGCGAAUGCAAUCUUUUCCUCAAUGAAAUGUCAUCACACUGGAAAUUGUAUUAUAUGUAAAGAAAAAAGAACUAUAGUUUUAUAUCCAAAAUAUAUAUAAGUAUGGUCAUUUGGUUUAUGAGAAUAAAGUACUGUACUAUGAAGAGU